Penicillium nucicola is the source of this 921-nucleotide messenger RNA. RefSeq names its product oxidoreductase, short-chain dehydrogenase/reductase family. Gene Ontology annotation, molecular function: oxidoreductase activity. Lineage: Eukaryota; Fungi; Ascomycota; Eurotiomycetes; Eurotiales; Aspergillaceae. The transcript has 7 exons. Bases 1 to 921 code for a protein of 306 amino acids. The record is from RefSeq and is a predicted model, not a curated record.
AUGGAUCUGAAUUCAGCGAUGGGCGAGCAUGGCACUUUCAAGCCUGCGCCAGAGGCACAGAGCCAAAAUAAACCAGGCUUGGAAAGCAUCAUGUCUUUGCCUAGCGAAUCGACCAAAUUGGAAGGCAGUGGCAGCUUCACUGAAUAUUUAGGCUCAGGCAAGCUGAAGAACAAGAAUGCACUCAUUACUGGUGGAGAUUCUGGAAUCGGACGAUCGGUGGCCAUCCUGAUGGCAAGAGAGGGCGCAGAUGUGACAAUCGUUUACCUGCCGAAGGAGCAAUCAGAUGCAGAUGAAACUAAGAGAUAUAUUGAGAAAGAAAAUAGGAAUUGUUUGUUAAUUCCAGGUGACCUAAGAGAUUGGAAAUUGUGUCUCCACGCAGUGGAUGAACAUGUGAAGAAAUAUGGCAAGAUCAAUAUCCUGGUGAAUAACGCAUCAAAGCAGUACAUCACUCGAGAAUUUCCGGAUAUCGAUCUAGACAACGUUGAGGACUUAUUCCGAACCAACAUAGUCCAAAUGAUUGCGAUGACCAAGUUUGCGCUUCCUCACAUGUCUCGGGGUGAUUCAAUCAUCAACACUUCUUCUAUUGUAGCCUUUCGUGGUUCGGGAACCAUGAUUGACUACUCUGCAACCAAAGGAGCUAUCAUCUCAUUCACUCGAUCGUUAGGGUCAUACUUGAUUCCCAAAGGCAUCAGAGUCAAUGCAGUGGCUCCAGGUGCUAUUUACACCCCAAUUCAAGUCGACACCCGAGACUUCCAGCAAAUGGAAGGCUGGGGUCACAAGGUUGGACUUGGCCGACCAGGGGAACCAAGUGAGGUUGCGACAAGCUUCGUAUUUUUGGCCAGUGCGGAUGCUACACUAUACUGUGGGUGGUCAACAAUCACCGACGGACAAGUUCUUCACUGUUAUCCGCUCGGAGACUGA